AUGCCUCACGCUUCCGAGGGUUCUCAUGGACCUGCUCUCGAUGAAGAAUCCAACGAGUCGAUCGGCACACCUCCGAACGAGUAUACUUCGCUUCUCCCCAAGCCGAUAGAUGAAGAAGAUGCGAAUCAAGUAGAUCAUGUCUGGCGACGAGGGAAUUGCAAAGUGACACGGACGAAACUACUGUUGAUCGAGUUCUGGAAAUUGACGACAAGUUCGGUUCCUGUCAUACUGGCCUACACGCUGCAGAUGAGUCUACAAACCGCCACUGUUGUCAUAAUCGGACAUUCAUCUCCAAUGAAUUUGGCAGUCAGUGCCUUUUCGAUGAUGUUUGCACUUGUUACUGGCUGGAUGAUUGCACUCGGCGGAACAACUGCUCUGGAUACUCUCGCUUCGUCCACAUUCACCGGGAGCGGAAACAAACAUGAUCUUGGAAUUCUCCUCCAGCGUGCAUUCUUGGUUCUUGGCUUGCUCUACAUCCCAGUGUGCAUUCUAUGGGCAUUCUCAAAUGCAUUUUUCCAGGCUCUUGGUCAGGACCCUGAGCUCUCUUAUCAAACUUCUCGAUUCUUGACCGCUCUCAUUCCCGGCGGCCUGGGAUAUAUUUACUUCGAGACCAUGAAGAAGUUUUUGCAAGCUCAAGGGAUAAUGAGAGCCGGAACCUACGUUCUCAUGAUUACCUCACCACUAAACGCAGGCCUGUGUUAUUACCUCUGCUACACCCUUGACUUUGGACUUCUGGCGGGACCCAUCGCUACAGGAAUCUCAUACUGGAUGUCAUUCCUCCUCUUGGUGUUGUACGCUCGAUUUGUUGCCGGUUCUGAAUGCUGGGGUGGAUGGUCAUGGGCAGCCUUGGAAAACCUGGGAACCUUCACAAGACUGGCCAUUCUGGGAUUCUUCCACGUCGGCACUGAAUGGUGGGCAUUUGAGAUCGUUGCUCUGGUAGCUGGGCGACUUGGGACAAUCCCUCUUGCUACACAAAGUGUUAUCAUGACCGCUGACGGAAUUUUAAAUACAAUUCCAUUUGGGCUCGGCGUUGCAACUUCAUCUCGGCUCGGUAACCGGCUGGGUGCACGCAAUGCGAAGGGCGCAUCAGUAACCGCUCACUCCUCGGCUGCUCUGUCCGUGAUAUAUGGAGCAUUGGUCCUCACUGUUUUGAUGGGCACCCGUGAUCAUUUUGCAAAGAUCUUUAACAGUGACCCCCGAGUCGUCGAAUUGACUGCUGAGAUCAUGCCGUUUGUUGCGCUGUUCCAAAUCGCAGAUGGAUUGAAUGGAAGCUGCGGUGGAAGUCUUCGAGGGAUGGGUCGUCAGCAUCUGGGUGCUGCGGUGAACAUUGUCAGUUACUACUGCUUUGCACUGCCUUUGGGUAUAUACCUGGCCUUCCAUGGCUGGGGGCUCAAAGGGCUUUGGAUAGGCCAGUGCGUUGCGCUAUACUGCGCUGGAACCCUGGAGUGGAUUCUCGUGGCACUGACGAACUGGGAGACUCAAGUUCACAGGGCGUUCAAGAGAAUGGAUGUGAGUCAGUAG
Messenger RNA from Penicillium subrubescens, 1521 nucleotides. Its product is annotated as MATE family efflux transporter. Gene Ontology annotation, biological process: xenobiotic detoxification by transmembrane export across the plasma membrane. The transcript is spliced from 2 exons. The coding region runs from base 1 to 1521 and encodes 506 amino acids. Gene Ontology annotation, molecular function: xenobiotic transmembrane transporter activity; antiporter activity. Gene Ontology annotation, cellular component: membrane. The record is from RefSeq and is a predicted model, not a curated record. NCBI's taxonomy places the organism in Eukaryota, Fungi, Ascomycota, Eurotiomycetes, Eurotiales, Aspergillaceae.